UCCCCUCUCUGUCUGUCCCUGCUUCGGAUGGUAGAGUAGUUGGCUGUGGACCUCUGCCUCCUUGUCCUCUUCUCUCCUUCUCCGUUAUGACUACCAGGAGACCAGUUAUCCCCAGCGUCGUGUGUGGGCACCAGUCAGAAGAGAGUGGCCCCCACCUCCUACCUAUAAGUCCCCCAAGGUCUCUUUGCCAGCUACUGCUGCCACUCAGGAACUAGGGUACUCUGCAUAGGAGUUUUUGCACCUCUCCUUCACAGGACGACACAGGAGCUCUACCUUUUUUUAUUUAUGUUUUUUCCUCACUUUUCAUCCUUUCUUUUUCUGUUCAAGGCUUCUCUGCAGCUGUGGUAGGACUAGGAGUGUCACGCUCAAACUCUCCUGUGUCCUUUCUCUUUUGCUCUCCCUCUAUCUCUCAAUCUCUUGAAGGUUGUUCAUGGCGCACAGGGACAUUACUGACAGGUCUGAGUCAUUUUGCAUCAUCACUUCCCCUGUCUGAGAGAAUGAAGGAGUAGGAACAUUGGAGAAGAUGAUUCUUUGGGCUGGCCUGCUUCUCCUGGGUUCAUGGAAAUUCUCAACGGUCGCCAGUCAAUGCCACAUGGAGUCUCAUCUCAACAGGAAAAGUAGUGGAAGGAUACGUUUUGUUCAGCACAGAUUUUGAGUUCCAGUGCUGUGGAGUCGGACUGGACUCCUGUUUGGAUUACUAGGGUUCGUGUCUGUGUGGAAGUAGCUGUAGAGUACCUGGCUCUGUGUAAUCAUGGGCAAUGCGGCUGGAAGUAUGGAGUUUCCAACGGGGAAGGAGGGGAAGACAGUGUCGUUCCCCCCAGGCUCAGAAACCCCCCAGAAACAGGCGGCGGGGCCCAAAAUUCCCAUGCCGGCCGAAGAGGAGUUAGAGGAGCGCUUCAAUGUGGUGCUGGAACGGUUCCAAGUGAAGAAUCCACCCUCUGCUUACUUGCUGAAGCUCAGAAGUUAUCUUGACCAGGGAGGGGUUAGUCGUAAGUUCAAGAGGCGUGUCCAGGAGUCCACACAGGUCUUGAGAGAGCUGGAAAUUUCCCUGAGGACCAAUCAUAUUGGCUGGGCUCAGGAGUUCCUCAGUGAGGAGAACCGGGGCCUGGACUUCCUGGUUGACUAUAUGUCCUUCGCCCAAUGUGCCGUCACCUAUGACAUGGACAGUUUGGACAACGGGACAGCCACACCGGACAAAUCUGUGGAGGACUUGACGAGGAGUGCCGGUAACUCUCCGAUCCAUAGUGCUUCUAAAGCUGCUCGUUCCCUUACUGUGAGAUUCAACGCUCUCCACAGCAGGAAAGCGAUGAGGAACUCACGCCUCGUCAGUCAGAAAGACGACGUUCACCUCUGCAUCAUGUGCCUCCGUGCAAUCAUGAACUACCAGUCUGGGUUUAACCUGGUGAUGACCCACCCGUGUUGUGUGAACGAGAUCACCCUCAGCCUCAACAACAGGAACCCCAGGACCAAAGCUCUAGUUCUGGAGCUGCUGGCUGCUGUAUGUCUAGUGAGGGGCGGUCAUGACAUCAUCCUCUCCGCUUUUGACAACUUCAAAGAGGUAUGUGGAGAGAGGAGCCGAUUCGAGAAGCUCAUGGAGUAUUUCUCCAAUGAAGACAGCAACAUUGACUUCAUGGUGGCGUGCAUGCAGUUCAUCAACAUCGUGGUCCACUCCGUUGAGAACAUGAACUUCAGGGUUCAUCUGCAGUAUGAGUUUAGCCACCAUGGCCUGGAUGACUACCUCCAGAGGUUAAAGUUCACGGAGAGUGACAGGCUGCUGGUGCAGAUCCAGGCCUACCUGGACAACGUGUUUGAUGUGGGGGCUCUGCUGGAGGAUGCGGAGACCAAGAAUGCCCUGUUGGAGCACAUGGAGGAGCUGCAGGACCACAAUGCACAGAUAAGCAGCAGAUUGCAAGAGAGUGAGAGGGAGGCGUUGGAGACAGUGUCAGAGUUGGAGAAACAUCUCAUCCAGACCACCAAAGAGGUGGAGCUGCUAAAGGAGAGUCUGCGUGAGUCCUGUGCCCAGGUGACCAUUUUACAACAGAGGGAGAUAGAGAGAGAGAUAGAACGAGAGAGGGAACGAGAGAGGCAGAGGGAUAGAGAUCGUUCGGCCCAGGCCUUGGCGGAGCUGGAGGAGAAAGUUCAGGGGCUUGUGGACCAGCAGCUGAUUCGAAUUGAGCGCUCGUCCUCGGGACACCUGGACCUCCAUGUCAUCCCUUUCAUCCUUCCUGUUUCCAUCCAUGCUGAAACAGAACAAAUCACGACUGUCGAUGGACCUGUGGCCCCUCCCACAUCUGUAGUCCCGCCCCCACCUCCUGCUCCUCCAUUACCUGGUGCAACAGAGGUCACGGCACAAGCUCCUCCUCCUCCUCCUCCUCCUCCUCCUCCUCCUCCCCCUCCAUGCCCGACGGCACCACCACCUCUGCCCCCCCCUCUUCCAGGGGGUGGUAUGGCCCUCCCGCCACCACCUCCAAGUGUUGGAAUGGCCCCGCCAUUUGGGGGCAUGCAUGAUGGACACACCGGUAACAGAAACAAGAAGCCCAUUCAGACUAAGUACCGAAUGCCUUCAUUCAAUUGGCAGGCCCUCAAACCCAACCAGGUGGCUGGAACCAUCUUCAAUGAGCUGGAUGACGAGAACGUUUUGGGGGAGUUGAACAUGGACGCAUUUGAGGAGCAGUUUAAGACCAAGGCCCAGACAGCCCAGGCUGACGUGGGGACUCUGAGAGCGAAGGUGGCCCAGAAGAUCCCCAGCAAAGUGUCCCUACUGGAGUCCAACAGGGCCAAGAACCUGGCCAUCACCCUGCGCAAGGGAGGCAUGACCACCUCGGACAUCUGCACCGCUAUAGAGACGUAUAACCAGGAAGCUCUGAGCCUGGACUUCCUGGAGCUGCUGGAGCGUUUCAUCCCCUCAGAGUACGAAGUCAAGCUCAUCCAGAACUACGAGCGAGACGGGAGGCCCCUGGACGAGCUCCCCGAGGAGGACCGCUUCAUGGUGCGCUUUGGCAAGAUCCCACGGCUAGCCCAGCGCAUCAGCACACUCACCUUCAUGGGCAACUUCCCCGAGAGCAUCCAGCUCAUCCAGCCGCAACUCAACGCAAUCAUCGCUGCCUCAAUGUCAAUCAAGUCCUCUAGCAAGCUGAAGAAGAUCCUUGAGAUCAUCCUAGCCUUUGGAAACUACAUGAACAGCAGCAAGAGAGGAGCAGCCUAUGGGUUCCGCCUGCAGAGUCUCGACUUGCUCUUAGACACUAAGUCCACAGACCGGAAACAGACUCUGCUGCACUUCAUAGUGAGUAUCAUCCAGGAGAAAUACCCUGAGCUCCAAGCCUUCCACAGCGAGCUGCACUUCAUGGACAAGGCUGCUCUGGUGUCCCUGGAUAGUAUUCUGCAGGACGUGUGUGCCCUGAAGAGGGGCAUGGAGGUGACCAGGAAAGAGUUUGCCGUACAGGAAGACAACCCUGUGCUGCAAGAUUUCCUCACCAGCAACAAUGACCUGCUGGACUCUGUAGUAGAAGAUGGCAAGACUGCCCAGGAUGUGUAUGAAUCAACAGUGGAGUACUUUGGAGAGAACCCUAAAACCACACCUCCCUCCAUGUUCUUCCCUGUCUUCGUGAGGUUCAUCAAGGCCUAUAAGCAAGCAGAGCAGGAGAAUGAGCAGAGGAAAAAGCAGGAUGUGUUGUCCAGAGAAGGGAGGACAGGGCCACCGUCAACAUCGACAUCAGCUAAGCCUGAAAUACCACAGAAGCAGGUACCUAUGAUGCCCAAGCUGCCCCAGAUGGACCUGAUAGCGGAGCUGAAGAGGCGGCAGGUGAUCCCCCUGGUCCGGGAGGGCAAGGAUGGAGCCAUCGAGGACAUCAUCACAGACCUGAGGAACCAGCCGUACAGACGGACAGACGGGUCCCGAGUCAGCGCCAAGUGGAAGCCCGGGCAAAAGCUCCAAGUCUCUUCUGAUAUUUCCCUGUGAAAGCACACACUCGCGCUCCAUUCAAACAAUCACUCUCAUUUCAUUUCAUUGAUAUAGAGUGCACACAAACUUGAAAUAUCUCCCCUAGACUUAACCCAGCAUGGCAGGUGAUUGGUUCUAGCUGUGGUUCAGCCCACAACAAACCUCACUGUUGACUGCCUGUUCUCUAAGUACAGCUUCAGGUAUAUUAGACAGUGAGGUGCUGUUUCCUAAUACUUCUCUGAUCCCUAACAAACACUUACAGUAAAUACACUCUAUUUCUCUGUAAACACUUCCUGUUUCUACAUACUGCUAAAGGAGUAAGGGCUUGGCCAUGGAUGGACUACAGUUCAACGGCAUGAUUUAAAUGAGAAUCACCCUCAUUCUCUCCAAUCUUCAUUAGAGCUUUUGGACAUGUUUAAAGCAGAUUGAACAUUGGGACUGUGUAUAUAACCAUUAGUAAAAGCCAGACAAGACCCUACAUUUGUUUGUCAUAUUAAUAGCUUAUUCUAUUUGUGGUACUCAGACGGCUGCAAACUGUCAAUCCCAAUAACUGCCGUAUCUGGUGUAAAAGCAUGAUGACCUGUCCUUCUGUCCUAGCGCUAGUUGGAUUACAACAGCUCAGGACGGAGCUUAGAACAAGAUUUGUACUAUAUUUAAAUUAUUUUUAAUAUAGAAGUGUAAGGAUAACCUUUUCUUUGUUUCACUAUUUUGGGUUUGAACUAAUAAAUAUUUUAUACUGUGA
Messenger RNA from Salvelinus fontinalis (brook trout), 4682 nucleotides. RefSeq names its product formin-like protein 1. NCBI's taxonomy places the organism in Eukaryota, Metazoa, Chordata, Actinopteri, Salmoniformes, Salmonidae. The record is from RefSeq and is a predicted model, not a curated record. Gene Ontology annotation, molecular function: small GTPase binding; actin filament binding. Gene Ontology annotation, biological process: cell migration; regulation of cell shape; cortical actin cytoskeleton organization. Gene Ontology annotation, cellular component: cytosol.